AUGUAUUUCUAUGAAUAUGAAUCAUUUUGUAAACAGAACUUUCUCUUCACACUGCAGGAGAGUUUGAAAUGUAAAAAUAUAAAUCUAUUUUUUGUUAUUUUGGUACCUCCAAGGCCUAUGCAGAUGGGAGAAAGGCAAGCCAGUAGAAUAACAUAGAGGGUUCAAAAAUCCUGAUGGUGACAGCAGGUUCUAAUAAUGUUCUUAAUAGACCAAGAAACUGAAAGAGAAGACAGGUCAGCAGCAAUAUCAGUAGAAGAUGAGGCAUAUAGUGGCAUAAUCUGUCAAUAUUUUAUGGACAACCUUACCCUGAAAACAAUCAUGGCACUUAGAUGGAUGUCUGAAUUUUGUCUGAACACUAGAUUCCUCAUGAAGGUGAUCUUGUUGUCUUCAUCAAUGCUGGCAACUUAGUAGUCUCUUUUAAGACUACAUCCCUCAGAUGACUUUUUCACUGGUUAUCUUCUAAUUGAUAACUUUUCCUACAGAUGGCUUUACAGAAAACUAUACCUCUCUCAUGAUGAGUAUCUAUUUAAGGUGUAUCCCCCUUACUGUAGUGAACUUGGCUACAUACUAUAUGAGAAGCUAGGUCAGAGGAUAAAAAAAAUGAUGGGUCAUGUCAAACCCGUAAAGUUUGAAGAUGGUUACGUUGGCAUUUCCUUAACUAUAUUAAAAGUUCACGUCCAUAUUCCUGAUGACAUACAACUCUUUUUUUUAAUACAAAAUUAA
Molecule: messenger RNA, 723 nt
Organism: Alligator sinensis (Chinese alligator)
Lineage: Eukaryota; Metazoa; Chordata; Crocodylia; Alligatoridae
Gene: B3GALNT1
Product: beta-1,3-N-acetylgalactosaminyltransferase 1 (globoside blood group)
Cellular component (GO): membrane
Molecular function (GO): N-acetyl-beta-D-glucosaminide beta-(1,3)-galactosyltransferase activity
Source: RefSeq, a predicted model, not a curated record